This is a messenger RNA of Arctia plantaginis, 249 nucleotides long. NCBI's taxonomy places the organism in Eukaryota, Metazoa, Arthropoda, Insecta, Lepidoptera, Erebidae. The record is from the annotation of a GenBank genome assembly.
AUGUCUGAGGAGUCUAAGUGGGGGAAAUUAAGUGGUAUCGAUCAAGACACCGUGUGCGUCUCAUUAAACAGUGGAAGUAGAAAUGAGAGGAAAUGUUACAGGAUCGCUCUGUUCUCUUUCAAGAGAGGAAACUCGGAUUUGAAGAAUGAACUACCAGGAAGACUAGCCACUAUCGUAAAUAACGGUGAAUUGACAGAGAUUCUGGAACCUGAUCAGUAUCAAACUUUCCAAGAAAUUACCGUGAUUUGA